AUGUGGUCCGGUUAUGAUAGGGGCAGUGGCAAGCUUGAUGCUGCCAGCAACAGUCAACAAGAAACUUUGGCCGAUAUCGAGCACAUUUCUACGAUUGCCGGUUCGCUCGGCAGCAUCGGGACCAUCUCGCAGUCCGGCGACGGAGAACCAGUUUACGAGACGGACCACACAGACCUCAACUCGGAGUAUGACGAAGUGGAGCUGCGCCGGGAACUUAUGAAGGAUAAAUGGCGUCAAUUAUUCGAUGCGUUCGAUCCCGAAGGAUUUGGCGAAAUUCCUGUGGACGACUUUGUCGCAGCACUGAAAUCACCAGAAUUUCUCGCCAACGUGCCGCCCAAUAAACGUGACAUACUGUACGAUCGCGCCCUGAAAGCCAAGACCUCCAAGGUGGAGGCGAUCUCUUUUCAAGAUUUUGUCAACGUGAUGAGCGGCAAGCGUUCACGUAGCUUCAAGUGUGCAGUACAUCAUCGCGAUCGUGAGGUUUGUUCCGAGAACGAUUUUCAUCUGAUAUUUGAGGAUCCACCACUAUUCCGCAGAAUGGUGCACGUAAUUGCAAUGGAAGUGCUCCCCGAGGAGCGGGAUCGGAAAUAUUAUGCAGACAAUUAUUCAUGCUGUCCGCCUCCGUUAUUUGUGAUACUAGUUACAAUCGUCGAGCUCGGGUUCUUCAUCUAUCACUCAGUAACGCUAGGUCCGGCGGAUCCGGCGGGUCCGGUUCCGAUCGAUUCGAUGUUCAUUUAUCGACCAGACAAACGACAGGAAGUGUGGCGAUUUCUAUUCUACAUGGUCCUGCAUGCAGGAUGGUUCCAUCUAGGCUUCAAUCUAAUCAUACAACUCCUCGUUGGGCUACCAUUAGAGAUGGUACACGGAUCAGCAAGGAUAGGUUGUGUUUAUCUAGCGGGUGUACUGGCCGGUUCGUUAGGUACUAGCGUAUUCGACCCGGAAGUAUAUCUCGUAGGAGCGAGUGGGGGCGUGUACGCCCUGCUCGCUGCUCACUUAGCCAAUGUAAUGCUAAAUUACCGCAAUAUGCAGUAUGGCAUUCUACGGUUACUAGCAAUAUUUCUAUUCGCGUCCUGUGAUGUAGGGUUCGCCAUCUAUUCCCGAUAUUCGGUGGAACCGGCCAGUGGGGCACCUUCGGUAUCGUACGUGGCGCACCUAACGGGAGCCCUCGCCGGGCUCACGAUCGGGCUGCUGGUGCUGAAAAACUUCGAGCAAAAGUUGCACGAACAGCUUCUAUGGUGGGUGGCGCUCGGUGUGUAUGCCGCCUGUACCAUCUUCGCCAUCGUGUUCAACCUGCUCAACACGGUAACGGUCCAGAGGCUCGAGGAGGAAAGUGAAGAGGUAUUCAAACAGCAUCUAUUCACCAACUUCGGCUUCUAG
This is a messenger RNA of Anopheles marshallii, 1377 nucleotides long. RefSeq names its product protein rhomboid (gene stet). Gene Ontology annotation, molecular function: calcium ion binding; serine-type endopeptidase activity. The record is from RefSeq and is a predicted model, not a curated record. The transcript has 9 exons. Gene Ontology annotation, cellular component: membrane. The coding region runs from base 1 to 1377 and encodes 458 amino acids. NCBI's taxonomy places the organism in Eukaryota, Metazoa, Arthropoda, Insecta, Diptera, Culicidae.